This is a messenger RNA of Bicyclus anynana (squinting bush brown), 2383 nucleotides long. It is a transcript of the gene DppIII, whose product is annotated as dipeptidyl peptidase 3. NCBI's taxonomy places the organism in Eukaryota, Metazoa, Arthropoda, Insecta, Lepidoptera, Nymphalidae. Bases 23 to 2329 code for a protein of 768 amino acids. The record is from RefSeq and is a predicted model, not a curated record. Gene Ontology annotation, cellular component: cytoplasm. Gene Ontology annotation, biological process: proteolysis. The transcript is spliced from 14 exons. Gene Ontology annotation, molecular function: dipeptidyl-peptidase activity; metalloexopeptidase activity.
GUCACGCUAUUACAAUUAUUCAAUGUUGCGAACUCUGACUGUUAACCUUAUCAAAUGCCGGCGCAUUAAAUAUGCUGAUUCAUAUUUUAAUAUCAAUAAAUUCAGACAACUUUCAUCAGGAUCCACUCAGACAAAAUUUGGUACACCGGCUAAAAUAGUUAACGCAAUGGAAGAUAAAUCCAUUUUCCUUUUGCCCAACAACCAAAGAUUUGUUGAAUUGGAUAGUUCUCAAGCAUUCACUAAUUUAACUCCAGAUGAAAAAUGUUAUGCUCAUUAUUUAAGUCAGGCAGCCUGGAAUGGUGGACUUAUUGUCCUUGUCCAAACAAGUCCAGAAUCUCCAAGGAUCUUUUCGUUACUGCACAGAAUUUUUAUUGCAGAACCUUUAGAAGAUCUUAAAAAGUCUUCUAUAGCAGCUGGAGUCACUGAAGAAGAUUUUCAGGCAUUUCUAGUAUAUGCAGGUGGAUUAUUUGCCAACAGUGGUAACUACAAAGGCUUUGGAGACACAAAGUUCAUCCCCAAUCUUUCAAAGGAAUCAUUUGAGUUGAUUGUGAAAGCUUCUAAAGCUUAUGAAAAUGAUGGAACACACAUCACUAAAUUGUGGGAGAACACGAAAAAUUUGAUGUACAGUGUCGCUCCUAGACUAACUAGUCUUGGCUUAGCCAACAAAGGAGUCACAACAUAUUUCUCCAGCAACUGCACUGAAGAGGAUUCCGCUCUUGUGAAUGAUUGGAUGAAAACAAAACGCAUUGAGGCCUACAUUUGUAGAACUUUCAAAACUACUGCUGAAGAUGGCUUACCCUUAUACACAAUACACCUGGCUAGUAUCGAAGCAACCCCAAAACCACCGAUCACGAUGGAGAAGGAAAAAUACAAGAACGCGUAUUUCCGAGUGACUCGCGGCGACUAUGCGCCUCUACUCAGUUUGGUGAACGAAAACUUGAACAAAGCCGUCGAAUACGCGGCGAAUGACAACGAGAAGAACAUGCUCAAACACUACAUCAACAGUUUCAAGGAGGGCGAUUUGAAUGAACACAAGGAGGGCAGCAGAUUUUGGAUCAAAGACAAAGGGCCGAUAAUAGAAACAUACCAAGGAUUCAUAGAGACUUACCGAGACCCCAGUGGACAACGGGCAGAGUUCGAAGGCUUUGUUGCGAUGGUCAACAAAGAAAUGUCAAAGAAAUUCGGUCAACUAGUGGAAGGCGCAGAAGGGUUUAUUAAGCUGUUGCCUUGGGGACAAGACUUGGAGAAGGACACCUUCCUCCGACCAGACUUCACCAGCUUGGAUGUUCUUACGUUCUCAGGCAGUGGGAUUCCAGCAGGCAUUAAUAUACCUAACUAUGAUGAAAUCCGUCAGAACGAGGGCUUCAAGAACGUGUCCCUCGGGAACGUGAUCCCGGCCGCCUACAAGGAGUCCGUCAUACCGUUCCUCAGUGACGCGGACAAACAGUUGCUCGAGCAGUAUCGGGUGCCAGCUUUUGAGGUACAAGUAGGACUCCACGAGCUACUCGGUCACGGCAGUGGCAAGCUCCUCCGACAAAACGCUGAUGGCACUUUCAAUUUCGAUAAGGAAAAAGUCAAGAAUCCGCUCACAGGCGCAGCGAUUGAGUCGUGGUACACCGAGGGCGAGACGUACGACAGCAAGUUCACGACGCUCGGCUCCGCGUUCGAGGAGUGUCGAGCUGAGGCGGUGGGACUGUACCUCUCGCUGCAACCGGAGAUAUUGAAGCUCUUCGGCUACGAGGGUGAGGAGGCGGAGAAGGUGACGUACGUGAACUGGCUCAGCUUACUGUGGAACGGCGCCGCCAAGGCCACGGAGAUGUAUCAGCCCUCCACCAACACUUGGCUGCAGGCGCACGCGAGGGCUCGCUUCGUUUUGAUGCGGCUGAUGGAGCUGGAAGGCGACGGUUUGCUCACCGUCACCGAGGUGGAGCCCGGCAAAGAUCUGCUGCUCACUUUGGACAAAUCGCGACUGGCUACUGAUGGGAAGAGAAUUAUUGGCGAUUUCCUAGUGAAGCUGCAGAGUAUAAAGGCGACGGGCGACGUGGCGCACGGCGAGCGCCUGUUCCAGCGCUACAGCGAGCUGGGCGCGCCGUGGGGGCGCUGGCGGGACAUCGUCAUGCUGCACAAGCAGCCCAGGAACAUCUUCGUGCAGCCCAACACCGUGCACAAUGGAGAGGAAGUGCAGUUGAAACGGUACCCAGCGAGCGCGGAGGGGAUGGUCUCGGCGUGCGUGGAGCGGUUCCCCACCACACGAGUCGACGACAUCCUCGAACAGCUGGCGGAGGCCGACCGCAAGUACUUCGAGGACUUGCAGCUACUCGCCGAAUGAUCCCACCUUGGAUACUUCUACCGCCGUUUUUAAUAUACAUAUUUGAUACAAAAA